GUUCUGGUUUUUAUUGACAAAAACCUUCACCAGCCCAUGUAUCUACUUUUUUGCAACCUGCCCUUUAAUGAUAUUCUUGGAAACUCUAUCUUGAUACCCCGUUUGCUUAUGGACAUGUUGAGGCCUCCCUCUGAACGCAUCAUCAGUUAUUAUGAAUGUGUGAUCCAAGCGUUUACCUCACAUAUGUUUGGUACCGCUAGUAUGACAGUGCUCAUGAUUAUGGCUUUUGAUAGAUAUGUGGCUAUCUGUAAUCCUCUGCGCUAUGCUGCCAUAAUGACAAACAAGAUGGUGAUCAAGCUGACAGUUUCUGCCUGGGGAGUAGCCUUGGUUAUGGUCGGGAUUCUUCUCGGUCUGACCAUACGACUGAACCGAUGCAGGACUAUGAUUGAAAGCCCUUACUGUGACAAUGCCGGGCUGUUUAAAUUAUCCUGUGAGAGUGUGUUUAUUAAUAAUGUCUAUGGCCUCACUUUCACUGUAGUUCUUUUCACAGCUUCAAUUGGGAGCACAAUAAUCACCUAUACUAAGAUAACUGUAGUCUGUCUCACCAGUAAUAACAAGUCUCUGAACAGUAAAGCUCUGAAAACCUGCAGCACUCACCUGGUUGUGUAUAUGAUCAUGAUUUUUAGUGGAAUGUCUAUUAUUGCUCUGCAUCGCUUCCCUCAGUACUCUGACCACAGAAAACUCUGUAGCAUUUUAUUUCAUAUUGUUCCCGGCAGCCUCAACCCCAUCAUUUAUGGUAUGCAGUCAAAAGAGGUACGGAGAUUCUUGACUAAGUGGUUACAGCCCAAGAAAAUUAUACCAUCCUUGUAA
Notothenia coriiceps (black rockcod) is the source of this 810-nucleotide messenger RNA. Its product is annotated as olfactory receptor 4Q2-like. The transcript has a single exon. NCBI's taxonomy places the organism in Eukaryota, Metazoa, Chordata, Actinopteri, Perciformes, Nototheniidae. The record is from RefSeq and is a predicted model, not a curated record. Gene Ontology annotation, molecular function: G protein-coupled receptor activity; odorant binding; olfactory receptor activity. Gene Ontology annotation, biological process: detection of chemical stimulus involved in sensory perception of smell; G protein-coupled receptor signaling pathway. The annotation marks the transcript as partial. Gene Ontology annotation, cellular component: membrane.